AUGUUUACAUUUCAGAAUGGAUUGAUAAUGAAGACUGUGUGCCAACAUGUCAGUUACUAUAUCUUCGCCAUUAUUUUUUCAUUGUGUCAAGCGAAUAACGAACUAAUAGGACCAGCAUUUCGUCUAGUACCACCAUUCAACGUCCAGUUUUCAAACGAUACUGGUGCAAAAAUCGAUUGUACUGCAUUUGGGAACCCUACGCCACAAGUGCAAUGGUACUUAGAGGAUGGAACGAGGGUGAUGACAAUACCAAAAAUCAGAGUGGUACAUCAGAACGGUAGCUUGAUAUUUCUUAGUUUUGGCCCAAGUUCUUACAUGCAUGAUGUACAUAGCGCACAAUACAGAUGUAAGGCUAGUAAUGCAGUUGGUCAAAUUAUUAGUGGAGCAGUUCAUAUUAAUGCUGUUAUGAAUCAAAACUAUGACGUCCAGGUUUAUGCCGAGUAUGUCAGUAUUGGAAAUACAGCGUUAUUACGAUGCCAUGUUUCUGCACAUGCUUCUAGCUACGUAAUGGUAACGUCGUGGACACAGGAUGAUAUAAUUCACUUUUAUCCUAAUGUUGAUUCUGGUGGAAAAUAUCUUGUACUAGGAAAUGGUGAUUUAUACAUUAACGAUGUUGAUUCUAGCGAUGGAUUUAAAAGUUAUACUUGUAGAACUGUCCAUAAGUUAACUGGUGAAACCAAGGCUAGUUCUUUUCCUGGACAUAUCACUGUGAAUGACCCUACUGGAAGUCAACGACCAAGAGUUGUUGUGGAAACCGAUAGUAGAAAACAGGUUAAAGUGGGAGACGACCUUAUACUAUCUUGUUUAUCUCAAGGAUUUCCUAUACCAACUUAUAGAUGGUAUAAGGAAAUUGGAGACGUACUUAAAGCCUUAGCGCAUGAUCCCCGUUUAUCAGUACCCAUUCCUGGCCUUCUUAAAAUCGAAAAAAUUCGUUUAGACGAUGAUGGGAAAUAUGUUUGCAAAUCAAAUAAUAGCGUGGGUGAAGAAACAGUUCGUCAUAGCGUGCUUGUCACUGAGCCCCUUUCAGUUAACAUACUGCCUCAAAAAGUAGUUGGUUCUUCACUCUUAGAUCCUGCAAAGUCUGUCCAGUUUGUAUGUACAGUCAAUGGCCAUCCAAUCAACAGAAUUAUGUGGUAUAAAAAUGGACAACCCUUAAUGCAACUAAAUGGGAGAAUACGUUUCACAUCAUCACUUCAUAAGCAAACAUUGAUGUUAUCUCCCUUGAAUAAAGAUGAUCAAGGAAUGUAUCAAUGUUUUGGAACUAAUGAUUGGGAUAUGGCUCAUGAUAACACCCAAUUGCUUCUUGGAGAUAUUGGACCUGAACUUGUUUAUUGGUUUACCGAGCAAACUUUACAACCAGGGCCAUCUUUAUCAUUAAAAUGUGUAGCAUCAGGAAAUCCUCUUCCACAGUUUACUUGGACUUUAGAUGGAUUUCCUAUACCAGAAUCGAAUAGAAUUUUGGUGGGCCAAUAUGUGACUGCACAUGAUGAUGUUAUCGCUCAUGCCAACAUAUCUUCAUUGAAAGUCGAAGAUGGUGGAGAGUACACGUGUACAGCACAUAAUGAAAUUGCACAUGUUUCACAUUCUUCUAGGAUAAAUGUUUAUGGAGUUCCUUUCGUUAGGGAAAUGCCUAGUGUUCAUGUUGUAGCCGGAAAACAACUUAUAGUUAAGUGUCCUGUAGCAGGUUAUCCGAUUGAAUCAAUUAAUUGGGAACGGGAUGGAUUAACAUUACCAGUUAAUCUUCGUCAAAAAGUCCACAGUAAUGGAACUCUUACAAUAGAACAAGUUCAACGACAAACGGAUGCUGGUACUUAUACUUGUCAAGCAAAAAAUCACCAUGGUCAUUCUUCUAGAAGAGAUGUGGAAAUUCAAGUCUUAAUUCGACCGAAAAUUUUACCAAUUCCUCCCAUGACAAACCUUUUAGCUGAAGGUAUGCGUGCAGCAAUUUCAUGUCAGAUUGUAGAAGGUGACCUUCCUGUAAUGUUUACUUGGACAAAAGACAGUGAUGGUGUAAACAAUGGCUUAGGAGUGGGAACCGUUACAAGAAAUCAUGAUGAGUAUUCGUCAUCGUUAAUUAUAGAGCGUAUCACUGCUGAACAUGCAGGAAACUAUACGUGUAUAGCAACAAAUUCAGCAGGAGAAGAGAAAUUUACCGUACCACUAACAGUAAACGUUCCUCCAAAAUGGAUCGUUGAACCUGAAGACACAAAUGUGGUCAUGGGCUAUACGUGCAUGUUACAUUGUCAGGCAGAAGGUUAUCCUACACCGACGGUAGUUUGGAGGAAAUCAUUUGGCGAUUCCAUAGGAGAAUAUAAGGACUUUUUAUAUGAGCCCAAUGUAAAUUUCUUUAGAAACGGAACUUUGGAGUUUUUGCAUACUAGUAAAGCUAAUGAGGGGAAGUAUAUGUGCGAGGCCAAAAACGACAUUAGUCCUGGAUUGAGCAAAGUCAUACAAUUAAAAAUAAAUGCUCCAGUGAAAUUUAUACAAAAAACUAAACAAAUUCGGGUUAAACUUAAUGAUGAUGCUCAUAUACAAUGUAUUGCUGUAGGAGAUAAACCAUUACAAAUAUCUUGGAAGGGAACCACUAAUAUGCAAAUUUCAAAGGAUAUAGAUCGAAGGUUUACUAUAAGAGAACAAUCUAAAGACAAUGGAAUAAUGUCAGAGCUUGGAAUAUCACCUGUAUAUAGACACGAUACAGGUUUUUUUAAAUGUACCGGGAGUAAUAAUUUCGGAGAAGAUGAGAAUUCGAUUGAACUGAUAGUGCAGGAGACACCGGAAAGUCCAAAAGAUAUUAGAAUUUUGAAUCAACAGAGCCGGUCAAUGGAAAUAACAUGGAAUCAACCAUACGACGGAAACAGUGUUAUAUUAAAUUAUAUAGUCCAAUACAAAUUAGUUGCAUCUUUAUGGAUAACUGACCCUGCAAAAGUAAUUGUUGCUGGUACUCAAACCGUUACAACCGUCGAGGGAUUAACACCGGCAACGUCUUACCAUAUUCGAGUCAUUGCAGAAAAUGCCAUGGGAUUUAGUGAACCCAGUGACGAAGCACAAGCUUUUACACAAGAAGAAGUUCCCAGUAUGGCACCUCAAAAUAUUCGUGCUGAAGCUAAAAGCAAAACAGAACUUUUAAUUAUGUGGGAACCACCUCCGUCAGACUCUUGUAAUGGAAUUUUAAUUGGAUAUCACAUUGGAUACCUGCCGACGGAUGAUACACAAAAUCCUACUACACCAACGGUACCGCACAGUCGUUACAUUAUAAAAACUAUUAACAUAAAUUCUCAAUAUGGCGAAGACUUUGUCAUUAGUGGUCUAAUACCAUACACGACGUAUUCGAUUGUAGUACAAGCUUUUAAUAGCAGAGGAACUGGGCCGUUUUCGAAACCUAUUACAGUGCAGACUGACGAAGGAAUACCAACAAUGCCACCAGAAAAACCUACGUGUAGAUCUUUAACAUCACAAAGCAUUCAAGUAUCGUGGGAUUUACCUCUGCCAACGGGGCGCAAUGGUAAAAUACAAGGUUUCAAAGUAUCGUAUCAACCAGCAGAAGACUGGUAUGAAAAAAAUGAAUUUGAAACGAAAAUUACUACUAUCCAAUACACAACAAUCCAAGCUUUAUUGAAAUACACAAACUAUAGCAUAUCAGUAUUUGCAUUUACGAGUAAAGGAGAUGGAGUUCAAAGUGAUCCAAUUUACUGCAAAACUGAAGAAGAUACCCCUUCAGUACCAGCAGAUAUCAAAGCAGUCAUAAGCUCUAUAAAAACCAUUGUUGUAUCUUGGCUUCCACCAAUUCGUCCAAAUGGGAGACUGACUGGUUAUAUUUUAUACAUAUCAAUUUUAAGCGGUCAUAAAGAUUCGAAACCAAUAAAAAAAAUACUCAGCCCAUCUAUUGAGGUUUUUGAAGCAUCAAGAAUCAUUGAUAGUGCCAAAUACCAGUUUUGGGUCAAAGCAUUAACUAAAAUUGGGGAAGGCGAGAGCACUAGAACAAUAACUGUAAUCCCAACGAUUAAAAUCUCUGCUCAAAUAGUAUCAUUCAGUCAAGUUUUGAUUAUGCGAUGGAAGAAAAAUGUAACAUUAAGCUGUAAAAGAGUAGGUAUACCGUAUCCUCAACCAAUAUGGACAAAAGGUGGACGAUCAAUCAUUUCAAGUGGGAGAUAUCAGAUAAACAAAGAUGGGUCGUUGAUUAUACACGAUAUACAACACUCAGACAGAGGAAACUAUACGUGUGCCGUGGAGAAUACACACGGGAAAGAUGAAAUUUCAUACGCAGUUAACGUUAGAGUACCGCCGUCACCUCCAAAGUUAACUGUCUAUUUAGAAGAAACCGAUAGUUUACAACUGAAGUGGACGGAUACAGCUGAACCAGAUAUACCGAUAUUAGGUUACAUAAUCAAUUUUAAACGUGAACAUGGUGAUUGGGAAGAAAUCCAUAUUGAUGCAAAGACACAUUUUCAUAUAUUAGAAAAAUUACUUUGUGGCACAAGGUAUCAAUUGUAUAUUACUGCUUACAACAAAAUUGGAACGGGUCUACCAUGUGACAUUUUAACAUCAUAUACUAAAGGAUCGGUGCCUAUUCCACCUGAAUCACCAACUGAAGCAAUAACAUAUAAUAGCUCAACAGUGAGUGCCUGGUUUGAUCUGUGGGGAAGUGGAGGAUGUGAUAUAUUAUAUUAUACAAUUGAAUGGAAACAACCAAAAUCUGAUGAGUGGAUUUUAAGUGAUGGCAGUAAACCUGUAGCUCCAACAGAGCGUAUGUAUACUGUUGAAGGUCUUGAGCCGGCAACUAAAUAUCAAUUGAAAGUUAUUGCACACAAUAAUAUUGGGUCAUCGUAUGCAUUGUAUAACUUCACCACGCUCACUAUUGAUGGAGCGACUGUUAUACCGUUUGAUUUAUAUACUGAAAUAGCAACCGAAGAAGCUUCAGUAUUUACAUCAAUCACAACUGCCAUUUCCUUGAUAAUAGCUUUAGUUGUUGUAUCAUCAAUUGCAGCAUUUACAUACUAUUAUAAAGUAAUGAAACGCUCAGAUGAAGAAUCGGUUAGAGAUCAAAGCCAACGGAGCCGUGAUCAACGAUAUUCAGUCAGGGGACAAUCGCAACAAACCUUAAGUUGCGAUUCUGUAACAUUUAAAACUGAUUCAACUGAAUAUAUGGAUGAAAUUUGUCCGUAUGCUACGUUUGAACUUGCCAAACAACCACAAGGUGAAAGUACAUUUAGUGGUAAUAUUUACAGUGGUCCAUACCAUUCAGUUAGAGGUUCAUUUGUAUAUCAUCAACCAAAAGCAUCAACUUCCGAACCCUAUAAUUUUGUUCAAAGAAAAGAGCCAGAGUAUACAAAAGUCCGUCAAAAAGGAAGAAAACUUAGAGAUCCUCAUUCGGAAAGUCAAGAAUCAGACAAUUUAGGUAGUACAGAUUCUGAGGUAAAGCGGAUUCUAACUCUUCACCUACCUAUUUCAGAGUAUGACACUCAUGGUAGUGACUCUGACAAUGGUGAAGCAAGGCGAAAUCAAUCAGCAAGCCAAGAACUUGUUUCCUUUAGACACCGAAUGAGUAGAGAAGUGAGCAAUGAAGGCACCAGCUCUUCAUCAGAGACCUCUAUAGCCGAAGUUAGAAAACCCUCUGUAAUUCCUCCUCUACGGAAGCCUAAAUCAAAAAGCCAAAUAUUUACAAAAAGGUCACUGAAGAAUAACAAUGGGUUUUCAAGUCAUAAUGAUGAAAUUAAUUUUAGUGAGCGUUUAAAUCCUCCGGCUAGGUUUUCAGACUCUAGACCAAUGCGACAAAACGAGGGAAAUGAAUAUGAACGCCGCCCAAAAAUAUCAUCUCAUCAACGAAGAUCACCUAGAAGACUUACACAAGAGACUUCAUUCCAAAUAGAUGUCUAG
Macrosiphum euphorbiae (potato aphid) is the source of this 5874-nucleotide messenger RNA. The record is from the annotation of a GenBank genome assembly. Lineage: Eukaryota; Metazoa; Arthropoda; Insecta; Hemiptera; Aphididae.